Molecule: messenger RNA, 1558 nt
Organism: Dermochelys coriacea (leatherback sea turtle)
Lineage: Eukaryota; Metazoa; Chordata; Testudines; Dermochelyidae
Gene: FNDC11
Product: fibronectin type III domain containing 11
Exons: 1
Coding region: 541-1485 (314 amino acids)
Source: RefSeq, a predicted model, not a curated record
ACAAUUAGAUAAGUUCAUGGAGGAUAGGUCCAUCAAUGGCUAUUAGCCAAGAUGGUCAGGGAUGCAACCCCAUGCUCUGAAAGUCCCUAGACCCUGAUUGCUAGGCGUGGACAACAUGGGAUAGAUCACUCGCUAAUUGUCCAGUUCAUUCUCUCUGAAGCAUCUGGCAUUGGCCACUGUCAGAAGACAAGAAAUUGAGCUAAAUGGACCAUUGGUCUGACCCAAUAUGGCCAUUCUUUUCUUAUUUAUUAAAUGAAGAUAUAGUCUCUCAAGGGAAAUAGCAGAAGCCCAGUUGACUGGGAUAUUUAGGACUAGACUAGAUAAAGCACUGAAAAUGGUAAUGUUAGAAAUGAAUGUUCUAGCAGUGGCAGGGAGCCUGAUAGAGUCUAACAGAAAUUAGACAUGGGAUAAGAACUAAAAUAAUUUAUAAUUAAUGUUAUAGUAUAAGGAAACAGCAGUCACUAUCAUGGUUUGCUCCAUAUUGACUGCUUUUCCUUUGGUUCUUAAAGGUUGUUAUUGUUGCUUUCCUGCACAGCAACUAUGAGUUUUGGAACCAUGGAUGUGUACUUGAAUGAGAUAGAAAACAAUCUGCAGAGUAUUUUGUACAACAAAGAGGAGGACCAGGAGAAUGAAACCUGGAAGAUGUACAUGGAGAGGAAGAACAUUGUGCUGGAGUUCCUGCACUCUGACUUGAGUCUCCACCUGCUGAAACGCCACCAUAAGCGAAUUGAGCUUCUGAAAAAGUGCUCUUAUUACAUUGAAAUUCUGCCCAAGCAUUUGGCACUGGGAGACCAGAACCACCUCAUGCUGCCCACCACUAUGUUCCAGCUAAUUGACCCCUGGAGAUUCCAGAGGAUGAAGAAGUUGGGAACAGUCCAAACCAAAAUCCAGCUGUUUCUCUUAACUGACCUGUUAGAACAACUGGAACAGGGGCGGGAGGAGCUGGUCCACUUCCUGGAGACCUAUGACAUGGUAACAUUCCUCGCCAGGUGGGACUUGGUCAAGCAAAAGCUGUCAAAUCUGUCUGAGCUGAUGGAUAAUUUCCUUGCCAUGCUAGUGCCAGGACGGCUGUAUGUCAAGCAUCGUCUGGUGUCAGAUGUUGGGGCUACCAAAAUCCCACACAUUAGGCUUGUUUUAAGUACCAAGAUGCCAGUGAUGUUUGAUCGAAAGGAAUCAGUGGCACAUGAGGACUGGGUGAGCCUCAAGUGGUUUAUCACAAGUCAACAGUCACAGCCUGAACAGUAUGAACUCAGGUUUAAGCUACUGGAGCCCCGAACCCAGCAAGAGAGGAUCCAGUGUGGAAUAAUGCCGGUCAUGUCCAACAUGUGUGAAAUCCGGAACCUGCUGUCUGACAGAUCAUAUAGAUUCACAGUUAAAAGGGCAGAGACUUACACACUCGUCUAUGAACAGUGGCGCGAUACCAUCACAUUGGAGACAAAACCUUACCCUGAUGAAGGCAUGGAGAGCACCAUGUGCGAACCCUGACGGAUGAAGCAGCAGCAGAGAAUUUUCUAAUUUUAUCAAUUCAAAGAAGUUGAAUAAGUAAAAUUUAAAAUGU